Molecule: messenger RNA, 267 nt
Organism: Mesorhabditis belari
Lineage: Eukaryota; Metazoa; Nematoda; Chromadorea; Rhabditida; Rhabditidae
Source: the annotation of a GenBank genome assembly
AUGAAAUUCAGCUUCAUUCCCGUGCUUCUUGUUCUGAGCCUUGUCGCUCUUGUGACAUCGUACUCGUACGGUCUACGGUGUCGGAAUGACGCCGAUUGUCAAGAAGCUUUGGGCAAGAAAUGCGCGGCACCCAGAGCCGAAUGUCGAUGUCUUUACUGGGCAUUUUGCGCACAUAAGACGCGCUGCAAUCCGGAGAACGGGGGGAACGAUUGCUACGGCAGUGAGUGUAGCUUCGAUUUGGUGUUCGACGGCUACUACUGCAAGGAU